Messenger RNA from Aedes albopictus (Asian tiger mosquito), 1171 nucleotides. It is a transcript of the gene mRpL45, whose product is annotated as large ribosomal subunit protein mL45. Gene Ontology annotation, cellular component: mitochondrion. The record is from RefSeq and is a predicted model, not a curated record. Bases 99 to 1103 code for a protein of 334 amino acids. The transcript has 2 exons. NCBI's taxonomy places the organism in Eukaryota, Metazoa, Arthropoda, Insecta, Diptera, Culicidae.
GAUCACGAACCGGUUCGCUGUUAGACGUUUUUCAGCAACCAAAACAUCGACGGUGAACUGUCAAAGCUCGAAAAACACGGGAAUUCGCAUUCAUAAUCAUGGCAUCGAUUUCGGCAAUCGGCCGCGUUGGAUUAAAAUUUCUACAGCUUCCACGAGCAGGCUUUCUGGCUCCAUGUCUCCAGAAUGCGGCCAUACAGCAGAGCCAAGUCCGCCACCGGCGCACCAAACAUUUCGACCCGAAGUGGAAACGAUUGCGUAAAGAGAAGUACGUCAAGGUAGACAUUCCGAACCUGAACGAAAAAGCGGAGGAAUUCAGCCAGGAACAGAUGAAGACCCGAAUGAAGGAACGGGGCAUUCUACCGCCGCGACCGUGGAUGGAGCGUCCGUUUCACAUCAGCUGUACCGGCGGAGUGUUUGAAGCGUACAUUCCUCCGGAGGGCGAUGGAAAAAUGUCCGCCGUAUCAAAGGAGGGUGCAAAGCAAAAGUUUGAACUGCUAGAAAAGAAAACCAAAUCGAUGAUGGCUGUCCGGAAGAUUCGAAGCUUCGAUGAUGAUUUUGAACCGCCGGAGUUUGCCGCCCAAGCGCAGGAGAUUUACAUUCAGGCGCACAACUUGCUGAUGGAGAAGAGUAAAUACAAGCUGCGGGAAAUCGUCACGGAAAGGGCCUACCCGGAGUUGAUGCAUAACGUAAACGAUAAGACCAUUCGGUGGAAAUUCAUCAAAUCGUUGGAACCUCCGCGAGUUGUUCAUGCCCGUUGCACGGAUGUCAUCAGUAAGGAUAAUAUUUUCGGGCAGGUUACGGUACGUUUCCACACCCAGCAGGUGCUGGUUAUUUACGAUCGCUUUGGGCGAUUGAUGCACGGGAGCGAACUCGUUGAAAAGGAUUGCCUGGAGUACGUGGUGUUUGAAAAACACUUAUCGAACGAGUACGGGGUCUGGCGACUGCAUGAGAAGAUCAUUCCGGACUGGAUGCCGCCAAAGGCGCCGGCCUACAUUACCUACCGGGUGGACGAUGAGCCACCGGCUCCGAAGGAGGAGGAGAGCAGCAAAGAAGUUACGGCUGCUGAGGCCGAGCCGGAAAAGGUGGCCACGGCUAGUGCUUGAUGAGGCUUGCAGGAGCAGCGGCCAAUGUAAGUGUGGUUCGUGUUAAUAAUCGAGAGAAUGUUAGAACA